Molecule: messenger RNA, 3114 nt
Organism: Schistosoma rodhaini
Lineage: Eukaryota; Metazoa; Platyhelminthes; Trematoda; Strigeidida; Schistosomatidae
Source: the annotation of a GenBank genome assembly
AUGCUUUUACGUCUUAUAUAUCUUUCGUUAUUUAUAAGUUUUAUUUACUCAGAAUCGUGUCGAGAAAAUGACUUGCAAAUAAAAAGCACAAGUUGUGAUACCUCUGGAAAUAGAUGGCUUUUCAAAAUACCAAAAGAUGAUAGAACAUGUGACAUAAACGACUUGAGUUUACCAAGAAAAGUAGAUAAUUGUGAAAUAACUUGUCCAAGUGGAAUGCAUCUUAAUUUGUUGUCAGAGAACUGUGAGGUCUGUCCAUCCGGAACGUAUUCAACAGGUGAUAUGCUUGAAGUAACAAAAUGGGAUUCGAUGCCAGAUUUUCUGACCUCUGAUACAACUUAUGGCAGUUUAUCUAAUGUAAAAUGCAACUUAACUGGUUGGUCACCUCAAGGUAAACACUUGGUUGGAAAAACCACAGACAGUUGCACCGUGAUACUUUCAAUGAAAGUUUAUAACCUUAAGCCUGGAACAAUAACGUUUACAUAUCAAAUUCAAGAAUAUGGAGGAUUGGCUUUCUUUAUUAUAAGAAAUGAGCGAUGUACACAAUUACCUGGUGGGAGUUUUCUUCUAGGUCUUACCGGAUCGUAUGCAUAUGAGACUGUAACUUUCAGCGUUCCAGUUGGUCAUAAUAUUCUUCAAUGGUAUUUACUUGUUGAAAAUGUUUAUAUACAACGAUUAUAUGGAUUAAAAGAUCCUGAAUUACAUAUUAAAGAAAUUCGUGUAACUGGAACUCCACCAGUGACUGCAUGUACUCCAUGUGCAGCUGGUAGUUUUGGACCUAAGGAAAAAGCUGAUCAUUGUGAGUUAUGUCCAAGAGAUACAUAUUCAGCUGAAGGAGCUAAAUCAUGUCAAUCAUGUCCAGCAGAUCAGUAUUCAGGUAAUGGAUCUUCAAGUUGUAGUCCACGUCCUCCAUGUAAGAAAGAUGAUUAUACAAGUUAUUGGACAUCAUGUGAUCAACAAGAAAUGACACAACGUAAAUGGAAAUGGAUUGAACCAAAAAUAUGUGAUGAAAAUAGUGGUGUUUCUUUACCAGAAUCAGAGAGUCCAGUACAUUGUCAUAAGUGUCCAACUGGUACAUUUCCAUUAGAUGGUAAUACAUGUGAAUUAUGCUCAAUUGGUAUGAAGAAACAUUUGUCAAAUUUAGAAACUUGUGUUACAUGUCCAACUAAUGAAGUUCCAAUGUAUGGUUUACGUUUUGAUAACUGGUAUCGUAUGCCUUCUAUACUGAAAUUGGAUUGUUUCAAUUUCUUUGGGACGAAAUGUAAUACAUGGGAACGUGAUCUAACAUUAUUACGUGGUGGAGUUGGCAUGCAUUCAGAUGAAUCGGCAAUAUUGGAACUACCAAUUAAAGAUGGUUUUAUUACAGCAUCAACACUUGAUUCAACUGAUGAGUAUUCUUUUUAUUUUCAACCACCUAUUUCUAAUACAUUUGUACGUAUUGAAUUCAAAUUAGAUUGUAUUGGUAGAUGUCAGUUUUCUAUGAAACAAGUUUUUGACGCCGGUAAUGAAAAAACAAUUGCUAUCUGGGGUGGAUCAUCAAACCGAAUAAAUUACACGUAUCAUAUAAAAGAUGCAAGUGAAAUCAAAUUUAAGUGGAUUUUUGAAAAACCAUCUUCACCAAUUCACAUACAAGAUCAUGUAAAUAUUUAUCAAAUUGAAGUAACCAAUGUGAAAAAUGAUAAUACUAUUGGAUGUCAAACAUGUGUUCAAGGAAUAGUCGAUGGAAAAUGUAAAACUUGUCCAUCUGGUCUGUAUUAUUCAAUACAAUAUGAUGAAAUUAAUAAAACAAAUGUUAUCAAUUGUACAAAAUGUCCAAACAAUUCCAUUGUAGUUGGUGAUGCAUCUAGUUUACAUACAGUUACAGAAGCAUGUCAUUUAUGUGAACCAGGUACAAUUGCAGUGAAUCAUAGUAUAUGUGUGACUGAUACACAACCAAUUACAGCGUCUGGUUUUCAAUAUAAUUUAACUGAUGUGAUUGACAGAGUUCAUCAUGUCUCCAGUGCAAAAAUGUUUACUCCAUCAGGAACAGGUUACUAUCACGAAUUUCUUAUAAGUAUGGCAUAUGGUAAAACAGUCCAAUGUAUAGAAAAUUCUUCAAUUUAUGAUCAACAUACUGUGAAUGCUUCAAUUUGUCGACACACGAGAUUUGAGGCGUCCAAUCCAAAGCGUACAAAAACAUAUUCAAAGCCAACAAGACUAGCUGAUCGUCUUGUUCGUAUGGUGCCCAGUAAUGUGACACUCGACUUUUGGCAAGAAGUAAACAAGAAUUUGACAAAAGCAGGUUGGAUGGAAGACAAAUAUGGUAACGAUUUACAUUAUAUCUUUGCUUCUGAUGAUCAUAGUUCCAAUUGUCCUCAUGGACGAACUACAGUCAUCACAUUACGAUGUGUAUUCACUCAGAAUUUCGAAACAUACAUGUAUCAAAUAAAAGAUUUCAGUGAAUAUAUAACUGGUAAAAUUGAAUUACCACCAUUGUGUCCAGAUGGUACUUGUGAUGGAUGUACUUAUCAUUUUCUAUGGACUUCAAUGUAUGGUUGUCGUAUGUGUCAAGAAGAUGAUUAUGAAAAAAUUCUUGGUGAAUGUAGUUAUGGUCACAGACAGGUUCAUCUUCGUGCUCCAUGGGAAUGUCGAGUUCCACAGGACAGAAAUCUUACUCUCAUUGAACGUUGUCCACUCCUGUCUAGAUCUCAAACAGCUGCAGUUCUAUUGACUUUAAUUAUUUUAAUUAUUUUGGGAUUGAUCAUCUUCAUGUGUCAUCGUCGAAAUAAAAAACUAGAAUAUAAAUACAUGAAACUUGUUCAAAGUACGUCAGGGAAAAAUCAAGUAACUAGUUGUGCAUUAGAAGGUGAUGGUGAUAUGGAUAAAGGUGGAAGUAUAUAUUACACUACAAUGAAUAAUAAUAACAGUGACAGUUAUAAUAAAACACGAAUUAAAUCACCUCCAAGUUAUGCUGAUUCAACUGGAGUCGUAUUAGAACCAAAUGAAUUUUUGAAAAAUGAUCAUUUCACACAAAUGGGAUUUAAGGGAUUGCCUAAAGUGAAUCUUCCACCGAUUAUCUACAAGGCUAAAUCCGAUACAGACCGUGACAUUCUUACAGAGAAUGAUCAUGUUCUAUGA